Messenger RNA from Paramuricea clavata, 4071 nucleotides. Lineage: Eukaryota; Metazoa; Cnidaria; Anthozoa; Malacalcyonacea; Plexauridae. The record is from the annotation of a GenBank genome assembly.
AUUUUAAUGAUAUUAUAUUUUAAUUUUCUUUAGCUCGUUGGCAUAAAGCAAAAACUUGCUUUUCUCAUGACCUGUAAGUUUAUUUACAGAUUAUAAUUGAUUCAUUUAUCUCUAACCUUGAAAGAAGUUCUAACAUUCCAUGAGGGCUAGACGCUGCACCCAGUGGCGUAGGAAUAGCUUAGAAAAGUUGGGGGAGGGGCAGGCUUUGAAGGGCACUUUCAAAAAAAAAAGGCAUCUCAAAAUUUUUUUGCGACUCCCCCCCGGCGCCAAAAAAAUUUCGGUCAGUGUACCAUUUUAGGGGUAAAAAAAUUUUCCGGACAUACCAUAUUUCUUCUUAAAUACAAAAAAAUUUUCCGGACAAACCAAUAUAUGAUAUUUUUCUCGAAAACUAAAACAUUUUUCGGCAAAAAAACAUAGAUGGAGUUUUCAAAAUUUUCGUUUGGACAAAAAAUGCAAAUUUUUGGAAACUUUUUCAAGCACAAAAAGGGCACUUUGCUCCAGGAAAAAGGGCACUUGGCAAAACUUGGGGGGCAUGGCCCCCCUGCCCCCCGGUUCCUACGCCCCUGGCUGCACCUCUCACACAAACAUGGACAAAGGUCCUCCACCAAAACAAGUCGAUUCCACUGAUUCCUGUAGUUCGCACACAAACGACGACUAGCGAUUGCUAGCGAUUGCUAGCGAUGGUUUAAUUAUUUACCUGAUGAUAUUUAUUAGGGAUUCAUCCUCUUGGGUCGAAGGAAAAUCCAGCAGUUUCUUGCAAAGCUAUACUAAAACGUGACAGGUUAGUGAAAACAUCGGAAUUUUGAAAUGUUUCAACAAUCUUUGAUCUUCCUAAUUUGUCUCCCUAGCUUGAGUAAACAUAAAAUAAAUCACGGAAUUUUUAUUGUUCCUAUCGACCUAGAUAUGCACCAAGUGGAACUUAUUAUAUCAAAGUGAACGACACAAAUCUCUCUGGAAAUGCGCAAAACGUUUACUGUAUCAUGAGAAGAUCAUAUAAUUGUCCAGCCGGUGUAACUCAGGUUCUUAAAAUAGACGGACGAAAGGUGAGUUGGUUUGAAAUAGCCUGUGGAUCCUCAUAAUUAUGACCCACAAUGAGAAAUGUCGACGUUUCAAGCAGAGGCUUUGGAAGUAGUUGGCUUCCAGAUGAAGAAGGGCCGUUUAAAAUUUCGCUCAGAACAUCGAGGUUAUGGUGGCGGCGCCAUUUACAGUCCUUUUAAUUGAAAAAAACUAACUAGGAAAAUCAAUUAAGCAUAAUUCAAGAUCAGUGAUCUCAAUGCUUUUAUAACAUUUUUAAAUUUUUUAAUGUUAAAAACAUUGAGCUGACUGAUUUUGAAUUAUGCUUAAUUGAUUUUUCUAGUUGUAAUGCGCCUUAAAAACCAUCAUUCAAAAGGCUAAACUGCAUGUGCCUUUAUUAACUCAGAAAGAAACCACAUUGAUGGCAUUUUACUGCAUCAUAAUCUCGAACUGUCUGUACCAGUGUAGGUAGCGACGAUUACAAGACAGUUGUGGAUUGAGAGGGAUAUAACUACUUGGAAAAUAUAAGCACAAAUUGAACGUUUCGAGCGAAGGCCCGACUAACUUCCCGACCUUCACUCGAAGGGCCUUUGCUUUUCAGCUAGUUGUAUCUCUCAAUCCCAAGCACUCCUAGGUUACAGCACUCCUAGGCUACAGCACUCCUAGGCUACAGCACUCCGGGACCAAAAAUCGCCCUAAGUCACCAUGCCUGACUUGCCUUACCGUAGAACGCUACUGAUACAAUACACAAAUCAUAUUUUUCAAUUUAGAACACAUUUAAGUAUUCUUCGCCUUUAUGGACGAACAAAGAAAUGUUUAAGCCUGAGAAUGGCAGAACAGGUUGCGAUUACACUCAGACAAAGCUUGCGACAUACUGGAGCACGCCUUUUGAAAGUAUUUGUGUGCGCAUGCGUCGCCCUAAUACCUGGAGGAUUCGAUCAGUUAAAAUUGAUAUAAAAGGUAUGUAUCAUUGAACUGUAUAAGUGACUGGAAGGUUAACUCCACAAGCGGUCCUAUGAUUGGGUGGAGCCAAUAUAUUUAAAAUAACGUCCAGUACACUGGUCUACUUCAACACUGAUGUACUUCAUUUUACUGAAGACGGUAAAGCUCCAGACACACCGGACGAGAUUCGACAACGCGACGCGAUUUUUCGAUUUUCAUUGAACGAUAACUUUGGCCUAGAUUAAAUUUUCCAAAUAUUUAGAAGCGCUAUAACAUUUUGAGUUAUUGGGUCUACAUACCUUUCAAAAUUUGCUCUCAUUGGCUGCUUUAUUAACUUUCAAAAACUAAAAAAUCGCGUCGCGUUGUCGAUUCGCGUCCGGUGUGUCUUGACCUUAAGACUACAUUACAGAAUGACUAUACAUAUUGAGUACUGAGUUUGUACCAGCGCAAGUAUGCGGGCACUAUUAAGCAAUGGCGUACCAGUCACGUACGACUAAAAAUCUUGAAUUAUCGCUCCUUGAUUUACUAAAAACUAAAUGACGUGUAAAUCAUUUUCAUUUUAGCCAAAUCUCUUUACGACUUGAUCGCGCCAGGCAAGUACACCGAGACGACAUUAAACAUCAAGAAUAGUUGGAAAGGUUUGCUUUACCCUUAUCCAUCUUCUCUGCAAACAGCAUGCACAAAACAAGGUAUCAACGUUUAUACAAAGGCUUCAGGUGCGAGGAUCGGAAUAAUAGGGGAUGAAAAGUCCGGUUGUCCUGACCCAGACUCUUACAUUGGUUUUGGGACGGAGGGGAGUUCGUGCGGACGGAACGCGGACACGAGCUGUGGAAACGAGGCGGGGUGUGGGGCCGACCAAGGGGAUAAACAUACCCAGACUAUGGGGUAUAUCUACGUUUAUUAAAUGACUAAAUCUAUGUUUUUAAGUGAAAAUGAUUUUCCUACUGAUCUAAUGAAAUUUGAUAUAACUCGGAUAUAUAUAGUCACUGAUCUCAUAUGAUACAACUGAACUAAUGAAGUUAGUGUGUCUAAUAAGUUUUCGGGCCAGAGAACCCUUUAAAGGCAGGAGAUUAUUUCAUAAAAUAUUUUCCAUCAAAUGCGUGAUUAUUUUAUAAAAUAAAAUUUACUUUAUAUUAUUUUUGUUACUCUGAUAACGACCAAUUGGCUACCAAGAUUGCUGCACGAUAGUUCUUAGUGAAACCUAGUGGUGAAACCUAGUCUUCUUCACAGCUUGUUUGCGGGUGCGAAGUUUAAACCUCGCAGGCACCCGCGAACAGGCUGCAAAGGAGACUAAAUGAAACUUACUUAUAUUGAUAUUCGUGAGUUAGAAGUGGAUCCUGACCGAGAUACCACCGAAGAUACCAAACAGCUUUAUGAUCAUGACCAUCAAGUAAUUUGAAUUUGAAAUUUCAUUCAAAAUAAGCCAGAAUUAUGUACGUUGUCGCAGUGAGAAUUUUACUGUAUUAAUUAAUGGUAUAUGUAUAACUAAAACGCGUAUUAAACAGAAAUUCCAAUAAUUGUUUCACUUUUGUGUUCUGUUUCAUUAUUUUACAUCAUUUAACACGGAUUUGUCAAAGCCUGAGCAGGUACAUGACGAAUGAUGUUGUUUAAUUUGUUAUUUUUACCAAUUUCGAUUUAAGUUUAUUCGAUGCUUAAUUAAGCAUUGAAUCUUUUAUUUUUAAAUUGUAAUGUUUCUAUAAAAAAUUUAGCACGAAGCCUCAAUUUGGCGUUGUUCUUCUUCACAAGUAAAGCGUAACUCGGAAAUGAUCUGUUUAAGAACUGGACACAAUAUCCAUCCUACAUUCCAGUUUCAGUCGUUACAGAGUACGUGUUUGAAUCAUCAGUUGGUGGCUGAACUCGAACUACAGACGUAUGAUGUGGGUUCUCUGUCUCAACGACGUGAAAUUCUCGAACGCUUUUCUUCGGUUUAUCUUCUGGCUCGCUGAAUAUUUUGCUAACAUGAAGCUGGUGGCUUUUGUCUGUAGGAUGUAAUGAGUAGUAUGUUUGUAAAUUUCUCAGUUGAUUUUGUACAAUCAUCGCUUCUUUAUCUGCUAUAUUGUCAAGGUCGUCUCUCGAUACGAGUCUCUUUAAAUUUCUCGAAACUUUCUGCAAAUA